AUCAGCAACAGCUGCACUCCACAUCCCAAUCUGCAGCAUUCUCUCCCCCACCACCAUUAUCAAGCCUUGAGAAAAUGGGGUUGUAUGGUGUUCCAACUCCCACUGCUCGCAGCUUCUCUUCAUCAGAUCCAACAGUGGGGCUGGGGACAGGAUUGCCUGUAUUGUCUCCUUUCUCACCAUCCCCUGUACCAAAUUAUGAACCACCUCUCAAACUUCCACAUCUCCCACAUAUGCCACCUAUCUCCUUUAGUGAGAACCUGCCUCCCCCCACUGACCACCGCACCUCACCCCUGCCUCGAAGAAAACAGGCACGACCCCGGAGACGAUCAGGGGAUCAGUGUGGGGCACAGGAUCUCACUAAACCACCAGUGUCUCCAGUGACGGAAACAGCGGAGAAUUUAUCCAUGAAGAAACCAGCACAUCAGCAGCAUCAGCAACAAAGCAACAGUAGCAGUAGUAACAACACCAGCAAUAGUAAUAACAAUAUUAGCAGCAAUGGAAAUAUCACGCCUGCCCCGACGCUUCCUCCUGCUCCUCCAGGAACGCCCGUUACUUCACCUCACCCACUGCUGCCUCCACCAUUAAAAUCAGAAAACGAAGAGUCUCAGCUGCCGGAAAAUGCGCACAUCGACAUGCACACACCAGACAGGGACCGUGAAAGGGAGCGGGCAGAGUUCUGCAAUAGUACAGAGUCUAUAAGCCUGCCUCCACCACCUCCGGACCCAACACUUGAAAAUUCUACUUUUCCACAACUCCCAUCUGUAUCAGCUCUUAAUAUGACGCCUCCUCAUGUUUUCUCAUUGGAUGCUCAGCUUGGUUUCUUUCCUGGCAUGGAGAGCUGUCGGAACCCGCUACUGAAUGACAUUUCAGAGCCAAGAAAUGAAAACCACCACAUAAUAGGAAAACGUAAAAGGAAGAUGGCUGUGGUUUCAGUGGGUCGACCAAAGGGGCAGCACAGUGCCCCACGAGGAGGUCCACCACGGUCAUGGACCAAUGCUGAGCUAACACAGGCACUGCAGCAUGUGUGGAACAAAAAGAUGACAACUUCGCAGGCAUCUCGGAUAUUUGGCAUUCCAUACAAUAGUUUACUUAUGUAUGUGCGUGGCAAAUAUGGCAAGUCGCUCAAGUUGGAGCAACUGAAGAAAGACUGUCUUGGAGGCCCUGGGGAUCCCCUUGAGCUGCUGGGACUGGGGCCCAUGGGUCCAGUGCCAGGGAACAACAACAAUAACAACAAUGCCAGCAGCAAGUCUGGUGCAGGAGAUGAACUGUUGGGUCCACCAGGCUCAGAACAUGACUUGGUCUCUGUGGGUCCUGGUGGCUUCAACCCUUACUUGCCUGCCAAUUACUAUCCUGACUUCGGUGCCUCUUUCCCAGUCCCUGUGAACAUGAUCCACCUGCUACCCCAGUCUGAAAAGAACCGUGAGCUGUUCCCACCCCCUAUGCCCCUCCCACUUGAUGUGUCUACUGCUGGCAAAGACGACAGUAAUGGAGGACGAAAAUCACAUGAGAACAAUGGUUCCAUGGAGGAGGAGCAUGAUGCAGUGCAAACACAACAGCAACCGCCCAAAGAGGACACCACUUCACAGCAACUUCUUGAACAGAAUGGGCAGAACUAGCAGAUGUUAAAAUUAAUAGAACUAUCCAGCAGGACAAGAUUUAAAAAAUCGCAAAUCAGAGCCCUUAUUGUUUAGUGAACUAUGGUAUUGUUGUUUGCCAGAGUAUCGACCAUUUUGUGUUAGAGAGGUCGUCUAUUGAAGCUUGUAAGAAAUAGUAAAUUUUAUAUGGAAACCUACAAUAUAGAUUACAUUUUAUACAGUAAUAUAUAUUAAUUUUAUACAUAAUACAGUGAGUAUUUACCUCAGAAUUUUUCUAUCUAGUACUUACAAAUUUUUGUAAUGGUUUACUUUAUCAGCAGGUUGUUACAAAUGCAGAAUGGAAUGUUAAGAUCAUCUCAAUUACAGUGACAAAAUGGAGGUCCUCUGGGAACUACAACAUUGUGCUUUCUUACACAAGAUCUAAAUGAAAUUGUUUGUGAUUGUCAGAGUAUGGGUGCUGGUAGAACAAGAGUAAAGUUAAAUUUUAUGGGGGAAAUUCCCCGCGCAUAAGAGUUGUGAUGUAGCUGAGACAAAUUCGUUGUGGGCCACUGAGAGGUCUUUUGUUGAUAUUAUUGCAUCGUGCUUCCUGGGUUCACAACCAGACUCAGAUACUCAUGCCUGUCCACAACACCAUUGUAGUAUCCACAUUAUUGUUUCUCAUACAUGGUUGAUCAUUGUUUACUUUACAAGACUGACUUCAAAUGCCAAUGUCCCACAUAUUUAUAUUUACUUAUGAUUAAUACAUGCUAAUUAAGUUAACUUCUUAACCAACACCAACAGUUCCUGCAGAGAUUUAUACCAAAUAAUGAAUAAUUUUAAGUUUGAAGAUAAAUAAUAAAAAAUUAAUUUUUAUAGACAACCGAGUAUUAUAUCCACAAUUCACACAUGAGAUGAUAGAAAAUACAUCCUUUUAUAUUCAUUCUUUCAAACUGAUUUUGAAACAUAGUUUGUUACAUUAAGUUUGAAGGCACAUGAUGACAAAUGUGUGCCAAAUGUGAUUUUUUUAGAACAAAUCACGGAUGAAAGGGAACCAGUGUAAAGAUUAGCAAGGUAUGGUUCACUGUAACAAUUGACCGUAGUUGUGAUAGGAACACGUGAAACAAAAGAAGAAUGUGCAUUGUAUCCUAAUGUUAAGUGUAAAUGUUGCUGGUUGUUAUCCAAAAAAGAGAGCAUGUUUAAAUGUCAAAAUGUACCAUGCAAUCAUUACUUCUUAUCAUGCAAGCAUUUGCAAAGCCAUGUGAAAAGUAUGUAGUAGUGGCAGAUUUCCAGGGCCCCAGAUGUUUCAAUUUGCACUGUGCAACUUGCCUGAAGGAUAACGAAUUUCUGACAGGUUAGUUAUGUUGCAAUUUGAUGCAUUUAAGUCUUACAUGGAUCUAAAAUUUGGAGUGAUCAUUUUGUUUUGAUAGUGGGCAACAUUUGUGAGAAUGUAUUCACACCCCCACUGAUGCAAAUCUCUAGGAAUUCUAGUGUGUAGAACAACACAUGUAUAAAACUACAUGCACAUAAGAACACCCACAUUAUUUGAGUACCUUGUCUGAUAAUGUAUAUUUGUUUUUGAUGUCCCAUGUUGCAAAAUUAAGUGACAAAAUUGUUGUAGUGCAUAGUGCUAGGAUUUGUUUUCUGUCGCAAGACAAAACUAUAUACCCACUGUUACUGAUCGUUCUAGACAUUGCUUUCUAGUGGCUGCCUCUAAUUUACUGAUUAGUUCAUAAACACUUCUUGAAAAUCUGUAUGAAAGUGUUUUAAACAUAAAAAUGUUAUUAAGAAAUUCUAAUAUUGAAAAAGUGGACAUAACAAUGACACUGCUUACAUCCUGUAGCAAACUACAAUUCUUGAUAUCUUCAAUUUUAUCAAAAAUUUGGGGAACUGACAAACACGUACACGUGCACACACACACAGAGGCAGAUAUUGGGUUUGGACACAUUAAGGAAAGUGUUCUGCAACUCAAGUAAGCAAACUCCUACUUUAAAAAUUACACCACUAUUCUGAUUCAGUAAUAGAUAGGAACUAAAUAAUGUCGUAUUGUAAUUAAUAUUUAUGUUUUUGUGGACAUAUAAGCAAAUGUAUACUUUAUGUUGAAAAUGCUAUACUUGCUUAUGUAACAGUUGUGAUCUUAUUUAGCUUUGUCCAUCAGGCAUUACAGUGACUGGGCUAUGAGGCAGAUGACCUGAGAAUCACAAAUAAAUUUCCAGUCAGGCAGAUUUUCUUCUCACUACAACAUUCACACUGGCUCUCCCAUAAAAUGGGUACUGGAAUUCUUUCCCUAUGGGUAAAGUGUCCAGGGUGUGAAGGUGACCAGUCAUUUGCAUCAAGUGCCAAAGAUAAGAAUAUGUGCAGCCAUUCCUCCACUCCCCCAUGUCUUCAAGGCAUGGUGCUUAAUUAAGCAUAGCAAUAAUUUUACAUUUGCCUUAAACAUGUUGAUGUCAUUGUGUGUUCUUUUUCUUAGUGGGGUGAGACUGAGUCCACUAGGUACUGCAGCCACUACUGGCCUA
Molecule: messenger RNA, 4087 nt
Organism: Cryptotermes secundus
Lineage: Eukaryota; Metazoa; Arthropoda; Insecta; Blattodea; Kalotermitidae
Exons: 6
Coding region: 75-1616 (513 amino acids)
Molecular function (GO): DNA binding
Source: RefSeq, a predicted model, not a curated record